GGGAAGAUGCUUGCAGAAAUGCCUUUUAUCGGCACACGUAAAGUCUACAGGGGGCAAGGAAUGUGUCGCCGCCUACUACAUUCGGUUGAAUCCGUUCUCUCUUUUCUUGGUGUCGAGGAGCUGGUCAUUCCUGUCAUUCCUAAUCUUUUAGGAACAUGGACAACAGUCUUCGGAUUCAAGCCGCUUGAAGAAUCAACAAGGCAGAACAUGAAAUCCAUGAGUAUCGUAGUCUUUCCAGGAACUUAUAUGCUUCAGAAACAUAUUCCCCAAAACCAGUCCACCAAUUGGAAGCUUGGAAGAGUUGCAGGUAGGAUUGUGUAAAGCUGUACAAGUUAGGUAAAGAAUACACAAUCCAUUUAUAAGGGAAAAUAACUGCAUUUUUAUAGAAUUGACCGGUUAUAAAUGGAUCUUUAUAACUUUGACAAUUAGUAGUUUAUAAUAAUUAUAGAUGUUUGACAAAAGAUUUUGUUUAUCCAUUUUGGAUGUUAACUUUCUUAUAUAUGCUUGGUGGAUACCUGUUGAAAGAUGUUUUCCAUGCAAAAUUUCCCGUGUUUGGUGAUGUUUGGAUA
Molecule: messenger RNA, 569 nt
Organism: Lactuca sativa (garden lettuce)
Lineage: Eukaryota; Viridiplantae; Streptophyta; Magnoliopsida; Asterales; Asteraceae
Source: RefSeq, a predicted model, not a curated record